AUGAAGUUGAUCAAUAAAAGAGUCCUAAAGGAUGUGGAGGAGGAACAGAUUUCUCUGCUGCCAGAAGACCCCGAGGACAUGUGGCAUGCCUACAACCUCAUCGUCCCCGGAGAUUUGGUGCACGCCCAUGCCUUACGAAAGGUCGUCACAGUCAACUCCGGCACAGGUGCAGCAGCGGCCGAACGAGUCCACACAGACCUGACCGUCAAGGUCAAAUCCACCUUCUUCGACCCCGUCAUUUCCUCCCUACGAGUCUCCGGUGUCGUCGCAUCCGAAAAUGACCAUGUCCCCAUGGGAUCCCAUCACACUCUCGACAUCGAAGUAAACCGAUCUUUCACCGUAAUCAAGCCCGACGGCUGGGAUUCCGUUUCCAAAACGACCCUAGCCCAAGCACUCUCCGACGACAAGAACGGUGCCAUGGCCGCUGUAGUCAUGCAAGAGGGCCUAGCCCACAUCUGCCUAAUAACUCAGUUCCGCACCGUUCUCAAGACUCGCGUAGAGAGUGUUGUUCCUAAGAAGCGCGAUACUGCUGCCGAUCAGGACGCUGGCCUCAAGCGAUUCUUCGACAAGACGCUCUCCUCACUACUACGCGCUGUCGACUUUUCAGACUCUCGGCCGCUCCUGCUAGCAAGUCCCGGAUUCGUGGCUCAAGAUUUCAAAGAGUACAUUGCAAAACAGGGUCGAGACAAGUCGGACAAGGUCCUCAACGCCGUUGCCAAGCAAGCUACCGUCAUUCACGCCAACUCUGGGCACAUAUACAGUCUAAACGAAGUCCUCAAAAGUCCCGAGGUGAUGGCCAAGAUGAAAGAUAUGAGCUACGUCAAGGAAGCACAGUACAUAGAUAAUUUCUUUGAACUUCUAAAGGCCGACGACGGGCGAGCCUGGUACGGUACGAAAGCGGUAGAAAAGGCGGUUGCUGACGGUGCAGUCGGACCCGGAGGCGGCGUUUUGCUCAUCAACAACUCAUUGUUCCGGAGUCAGGAUUUGGCAAUCCGCAAAAGAUAUGUCGCGUUGGUUGAUAAAGUUAAGAUUGAUGGGGGAGAAGCGAGGAUAUUGAGCAGCGACCAUGAGAGUGGGCAACGGUUGAAAAUGAUGGGCGAUAUUGCUGCUACGUUGAAUUACCCGAUGCUUGAUUUAGAUGAGGAAGAGGAGGAAGAGGCCGCACCGGAGGUUGUGCCUGAGCGAAAUCAUGAGGAUGAUCCUAGCAUGCUAGAGAGCGUCAUAUAG
Molecule: messenger RNA, 1227 nt
Organism: Pochonia chlamydosporia 170
Lineage: Eukaryota; Fungi; Ascomycota; Sordariomycetes; Hypocreales; Clavicipitaceae
Product: pelota
Exons: 2
Coding region: 1-1227 (408 amino acids)
Biological process (GO): RNA surveillance; ribosome disassembly; nuclear-transcribed mRNA catabolic process, non-stop decay
Cellular component (GO): cytoplasm
Source: RefSeq, a predicted model, not a curated record